ACUGCGAUUCAACACUUAGUUCAGUAAACACCUUUUCAGUGACUACAGUGCAUUGAAUUCAAUGAGGUAUAUAAAGAAAGUAUGGUAUUGUUUUCUUAACAGUUGUAAUCUGUUCAUUAGAUUAAUUAUUUAGUUUUAAAUUACGACUAACUAAUUAACCAAUUACUACGUUCACAUUAAGCCUUCUAGGCUGAAAAGUGCACCAAAAUUUUUUUUUACUUAAAUAAAUAAAAACCUACCAUAGUGUCGGUUUUAAGACAGUUAUAAAAAUUGAGAUCUGAAAACAAAUAUCAAAAAUUAAAAAGAUAAAAAAUGUCCAUAGCGGACUAAAGUAAGAAGUGAAUUAUUAUAGAUAGAGUUUUGUUUUGUUCAAUAUGGAUAACUCUAUAGUUUCGACAGCUUCUAGUCGAAAAUGUGGUUUCGAUGCGGCGUUAGAAUUAACAGGGUUUGGGAAGUACAACAUAGCAAUGCUGAGCGCAUGUUGCCUCUUAAUCCUAGCCAUGUACCUGGACAUCUUCGGUUUCUCGGUGAUCCUGCCGGCAGCAGCGUGUGACCUAGCGCUCUCUACUAGUCAGCAGGGGCUGCUAUCAGCUGUUCCUCUCAUAGGUGUUAUGGUAUCUUCAUACGCGUGGGGCCUAUGCGCGGACACUCGCGGCCGCCGCUGGACACUGCUACUGGCGAUGCCCAUUGGAGCAGUUCUCAAUCUGGCUGCAAGCAUGGCUCCUGGUUACCGGAGUUUGGCGAUACUGAAGUUCCUCUCUGCUGGAUUUACAUCUUCAGCGAACGCAGCAGCCUUCGUUUUGGUUGGUGAGACCACGCCCGCGAGACAUCGAAGUCGAUUUAUGUUCCUCAUGGCCAGUGCUACCAUGCUGGUGCAGUUCAUCAUUUGUGUAUUUGCGAUCCCAGUCUUCAAUCUGACCUUCCGCUACCCCAUCUCCUGGCUGUCCCUGGACUACCGGCCCUGGCGGCUGCUGAUGCAGAUCAUCAGCGUCCCCGGCAUCAUCGGCUGCCUGGGCAUGCUGGUGCUGCUGGAGAGCCCCAAGUUCCUGCUCAGCAAGGACCGGGAGCAGGAGGCGGUGGAGGUGCUGAGGAGCAUGUAUGCCUGGAAUGAGGCUGGCAUGAAGUUGGCUGUGGACGUGGUGUACAUGGAAGAGUCCCUCCAAGUUGAAGCUUCAUCGUUUCUCCGUCGGAUGUGGGACCAGACGGCGCCGCUGUUCAAGCCGCCACUACUCAAGAACAACUUGAAGUUGUACUACAUUCUGCUGUGCGCGUAUAUGACGUCCACGGGCUACACGAUGUGGGUGCCAACAAUGACGAACGCAUACUUCAGCGGUGACGACAGCUCUGGACAAGCCUUCUGUACUGUGGCGAGUAAGGCCACUUCGUCUUCUGGCUCCGAAUCAACAGACUGCGAUAAUGUAAUUCAAUCUCUCACUCUCUACGCCGUAAUGUGUUACUCCGGAGCAUCAGGAACUCUCAAUGUCCUACUCUCGUUCGUAGUUGGGCCGCUGGGAAAAAAGAGAACGACACUAUUAGUCUUUGUCAUCUCUGCAGUAGCAGGAGUCACCCUGCUGUUUGUGAAAAUUCCACUUUUAAGCAUUGCCUUGUUCUAUAUAUUUUUGUAUGUGGCACUGAUAUUGGGCAAUGUUAAUACUUACUUGGUGGAAUUGAAUCCUACAUACUUAAGGGGUAUGGCAACCUGUUUAUCGGUGGUUGUAGCGCGAGGGUUCGGCUUCUUCAGUGUGCAGCUCAUCGCCCAGCUACUAGCAGACUACUGUACUCCUAUGAUAAGUGGUUACGUAGUGCUGGUUGCAAGUGGUCUAGUCGUUGCAUUUUUCCUCCCUGCAGAUGUGAAAAAGAAAGAAGACAAAAUAAUAGAAAGUCCGAUAGAAGAAGAGAAAACCAAAUUUUAGAGAUAGAUAAUUAUAUUUAUAUUAACAAUCUUAACAAUUAAGAUGUAAUUAGUGUUAACAC
Messenger RNA from Cydia splendana, 1974 nucleotides. RefSeq names its product putative transporter svop-1. Gene Ontology annotation, molecular function: transmembrane transporter activity. The record is from RefSeq and is a predicted model, not a curated record. Gene Ontology annotation, biological process: transmembrane transport. The transcript is spliced from 10 exons. Lineage: Eukaryota; Metazoa; Arthropoda; Insecta; Lepidoptera; Tortricidae. Bases 375 to 1913 code for a protein of 512 amino acids. Gene Ontology annotation, cellular component: membrane.